Lolium rigidum is the source of this 1347-nucleotide messenger RNA. Its product is annotated as B3 domain-containing protein Os01g0905400-like. The record is from RefSeq and is a predicted model, not a curated record. Gene Ontology annotation, molecular function: DNA binding. The transcript has 2 exons. NCBI's taxonomy places the organism in Eukaryota, Viridiplantae, Streptophyta, Magnoliopsida, Poales, Poaceae.
AUGGUGGAGAUGGUAGAGGUGAUCAAGAUAGAGCAAGAAGAUGGCACGGCUGUGGCCGGCGCCCAGGAGGAGAGAGGCGCCAAUAAACUCGGCAGCCACGAGGAGCAGAUCACAUCCGGGAAGGUGAAGAAGAUGAGGAAGAAGCAGAGCGUCUCUGAUCAACAAUGGAAGCGGGCUUGCCUGGACUGCACAAAGAGGUGCGCCCGUGUCCACGGCCGCGCCGCUUCGUCCUCGUCCGACAAGGCUCCGCCGGCGACGACGCCGUCCUUCUUCAAGGUCAUGAUGGGCCACUUCUCCGAAAACAUGAUCCAUCGGUGAAACUGACUAUGUAAAAACUACCUGCAAACAUUGUACGCAUGCAUGCAGGAGAUACCGCCGCCAUUUGCCAAGACCAUCGCGGACCUGGCGGGCUCCUACGUCUACCUCGAAGAUGCCUUCGGGCUCCGGUGGCGGGUGCGCCUGUGCUGCUCGCUUGACAACGGCCGCUUGUCGUUCGGGCACGCGUGGAAGAACUUCGUGCUGGACCACGCUGUGGCCGUCGGUGAGUUCCUGGUGUUCACGCACAUCGCCAAGUCAGUCUUCGCCGUGCAGAUCUUUGCUAAGUCGGCCUGUGAAAGACUGUAUCUCUGCGAGAAGAACAAGAGGCAGAGCCGGAAGAGGAAGCCGAAGGAGAAGACGAGCUUGAUCGGCGAUGGCACGGCGAAAGCGAGCAAGAUGAGCACUAUGGCUAAAUAUAAACGCAGUAAGAAGAAACAGCUUACUGACUGUGAUCUGUUGGAUGACGGUCAAGCUCAGGAUGAUCAAGAUCAAGAAAAUGUGGCGGAUGCGUACACUGAAUCUGAGAAAUGCGAGGGGUCUAGUUUUCUGACAGGCGCGGAACUGAGCACGCCGUUGGCCAUGAUGAAUAUUGACGAUGAGAUCACGGAUGAUAUAUUUCUGACGACUGAUGCAUACGAAUUCGAAACUGAUUUCUGUAAUCGACACCCAGAAGCAUUCUCUGUGGAAACGGGUAUGGAACAUCUCGUUGUUGCCCAUGGCCAAACUUCAGGUUUCAGUUUCAGUUGUGCAGAGCCGAGCUCAUGGAAUUGUGAAUCUUCCGUGGGAGUUUGCGAGAUGACCGAUCUGCCGGUAGCAAGUACUGAUGGGGAUAAUGAUCCAGAGCAUGCUAUAGACAUCCAUGCAUCACCCGGUAACGAAUUGCCAACAUUUAUUGCUGGCAAAUCUUCUCGUGAUAUUGAUGCACAAGUGCCUCCUAGUGAACUUGUACUCAACGCUUUUAAGAAGGAUGGAGAUAAUUCUCUGUCCCCACCUGGUGGCAACAAAAACCCAGUUCAAAAACAAGGUUAG